UGCUGUUCUCAGCUUGGGUCGGCUCGCCAUGUGCCACGCGGAACGAUUGGCGCGCCAUGGACACCAUGGACCUGACGCAACGGGAGGAACAGGUCGUCACUGCGGACGACACAGUCAGCAGUUUAGGUUUAGUCUUCGUGAAUUUGCCACCGCUGCCACCUCCUCCGAUGAUUGUGAAGCACGUGCAUUCCGGCACAUGGGCAGAAACUGCGGGGAUUGGCCCCGGCUGCGAAGUACUGGAACUCGGCGGUUUAAAGGUUGGAAACAUGACACGGGAGGAGUUUCAAAAAGUCAUCAAGAGCAGACCUUUGCGAAUUCGAGUGCAGCCGCCCAAUUGCACUGCAUGGAAACAGGUGGCGCAUUUCCAGCGCGAAGUAGUUCGGCUGCAGUUGAAGAAGGUUUUGCUCCAGAAAUCUCUUCGCGAUGAGCAUGACAAGGUCAAGGCCGAGUUAGGCCUCGAUGUGCAAGCGGAAGAGGAGCGAAGAACGAAGAACAAGGAAAGCAAAGCGGAAAUUGCUCGGGAAAGGCAACGAGCAGAAGAUCAGAAGCAACAGCUAUUGAAUCAAGAAGCAGAAAUCCAAAAACAGAAGCAGCAGUGUGAAGCGUUUGACCGAGAAACACAAAAUCGAAGAAGGAAGUUGGAAACAGAGAAAGUGCAACUGGAGAAGCAGCAGGCGGAGUUGGAGAAGGCGCGGAGCGACUUCCAAGAACUGCGGAAGAGCAGCAGAGAGGCCUUGGAGAAGGAGAAACAGGAGCUGGUAGCGGAGCGACGCCUCUUGGAGGCUCAGAAGGACCAGGCCUCGCUGGCGGCGGAGGACAACGAGGCGUUCGCAGCGGCCCAAGAGGGGCUGCAGCGGCAACGGCAGGAGCUGGCAGAUCAGAGGGCUGACUUUGAGAUGGCCAUUGAGCAGAUGCGUCUCAAGAUGGAGAGGGAACAGGAAAGCAUCUUCCGCGAACGAGCGGAGAUGGAAGAGGAUGCAGAGCUCAUUGCCACACAAAGAGCCGAGCUGCAGGCACAGAAAUCCAAGGUUGCCGCCCUGGAAGCUGAAAUCGACAAGCAGAGGGCAGAAGUUCAGGUGAACCAAGAUCAAUCACAACGUCAAUUGGAGUCACAGCGUUUGGAGAUGAGUCAGCUGCGUGCUGAGAUCGACAAAGAGCGAGCAGACUUCAGCGAGAAGUGUAAGAAAGUCCAGCAGCAGCUGGCGACACAAAAGCGUCAAUUGGCGCAGGUGAAGAACAAAUUGGUCGCCGAGAAGAACGCUCUCGAAGCAGAGAAAGCCAAAUUCAAUGUCAAAACCUGUGAGGAAGCCACACAAACAGAAGCAUCGCAGACCAGUGCUGAGACCCAGACGGAUGCAGUGGUAGUUGCACCUGCAAGCGCGCUGGAAGAAGCUGAGGAAGGCAACCAGGAGAGCAGCGAGAACACAGAUCCGUCGCCUGCGGAGGGCGGCAAUGCGAAGUUCACGGCGCAGCAUCUGGUGGCAACGGAACUCAUGGAGCUCACGGCGAAGAUUCAGGCGUUGCUGCAGGAUCCCAAGUUCGAUUCCAAGCCUUCCGAGCUUCGUGUGCUCAGCGACACCUUGCAGCGCAUGGUGGAGACCCUGCCGCCGGCCGCGCGUGUACCGGGUGCAGCACCCAACGCGGUGCCGUCGAGUGCACGGAGGCUGCAGAAGUCCAGGGAAAGGAUGACCCAGACCCACCGCGCUGCCAGCGCCUUCGCCGCGGCGCGCAGCGGCUGCAGCCGGGAGGAUCUAGACGCGGCCGCGGCGCGCGCUGUGACGCCAGAAACGACGCAGUCGGAGAACUUGGCCAAGAAGGCCUUGGCUCAGACGGUGGUGGUGCGCAAACUCUUGGCAUCAGAGUUGAACAAACAAGAGCCCUUGAAGUCGCCGUCUGCAAGAUCUCUGUCCCGGACAGAGCCCUUUCCGAAGAACAGGACUCGGGGUCCUGCUUGGGGCUUACGCUCGCGGGCGACCUGAGAUGUUCUGACAAAGCGCCUCCGGUUUGUCGGCCUGUCGGCCAGAGGGUCCCCAAGACUGAGA
This is a messenger RNA of Cladocopium goreaui, 2042 nucleotides long. NCBI's taxonomy places the organism in Eukaryota, Dinophyceae, Suessiales, Symbiodiniaceae. The record is from the annotation of a GenBank genome assembly.